Molecule: messenger RNA, 723 nt
Organism: Helianthus annuus (common sunflower)
Lineage: Eukaryota; Viridiplantae; Streptophyta; Magnoliopsida; Asterales; Asteraceae
Exons: 2
Coding region: 1-723 (240 amino acids)
Source: RefSeq, a predicted model, not a curated record
AUGGUCGGAUCUGAUAUUACUGGGUAUACACAAAGGUUUCACGACCUGUCUCGUGUGAUUCCUUAUUUGGUUACACCAGAAUACAAGCGUAUUGAACGCUAUAUUUGGGGACUUGCUCCUGAGAUCCGAAGCCAUGUUACUGCAGCAGAACCCACGACUAUCACGCAGGCGGUAACUUUAGCUGUGAGCCUUAAUGAAGACGCGAUCAGGAUGAAGAAAUAUAAUGUGAAAGGAGAUGAGAAGAAAGAUUCACAUGUCGAGUCUUCCACGGGUGGAAAAAGGAGUUACUCAAAUUUCAAGAAGGGAACUCGUAGGAACAACAACUACAACAAUAACACCAACCCCAACAACAAUACCAACAACAAUACCAACAACAACAACUACAACCGCAAUAACCACAACAAUAAUAACAACAACCGCAAUCACAACAACCCCAACCAUUAUAACAUAAAACAAGAGAAUACUCAGGCAAGGGAUGCAAAGGCGUUUAUAGCCACCAAUGAUACUGGCCCGAAAAAGUACUCAGGAAAUGUGACAAGUGUGGAAAGCUUGGCCACCGUACCGAGUCAUGCUGGGGAUCAGGAAAUAGAUCAGGAACGGAGAAUAGAAAUAACAAUAGGAAUGGAAAUGGGCGUGAGCAAGGAUGUUUUGGAUGCGGAAGCAAAGAUCACUUCAAAAGGGAUUGCCCUAAAGAAAACCAAGCCCGUGGUCGAUCAUUUGUGA